Molecule: messenger RNA, 3874 nt
Organism: Populus euphratica (Euphrates poplar)
Lineage: Eukaryota; Viridiplantae; Streptophyta; Magnoliopsida; Malpighiales; Salicaceae
Product: myb-like protein X
Exons: 14
Coding region: 273-3512 (1079 amino acids)
Biological process (GO): mitotic sister chromatid cohesion; DNA repair
Cellular component (GO): nucleus; chromatin
Source: RefSeq, a predicted model, not a curated record
AAUAAAUUAAAAAUCCCUCUCUCCCUCUCUCUAAAAAAAUCGAAACUUUCUCCCUCUCGCUCUAAAAAACCCUAAUUUCUCCCCGGAAUCACACACUGUUUCAAAAACAAGAGAAUCCAAAUCUGAUUUCUGAAUCCUCAUCUCUUUCUAGGGUUUCAAUGGUGCGAGAUUGAAGUAAUUAGAGCUGUAGAUUUCGAAAGAUCUGUUUGUAUUUAAUUUUUAAAUUUGAUUCAAUUUAAGUGUUUAUUUAUUAGAGAAAGAGAUUAGUAAUAAUGGCGUCGAAUAGUAGUGAUAAAGAGCUUGAACAGCAGUUACUGGAAGCUGGAAACAAGCUUCUUAACCCUCCUCCUUCUGUUGAUGAGUUGCUCUCUCUUCUUGACCAAGUUGAAAAUUGUUUGUCAAAGGUGGAGCAGUCGCCUUUAAAAUCAAUGCAAGAUGCACUUUCUCCUUCACAGAAUGCUCUUGUCACCGAUCAAUUGUUCAGGCAUUCUAACAUUGACGUGAAAGUUGCUGUUGCCUCAUGCAUUAGUGAGAUAACAAGAAUAACCGCACCAGAUGCACCUUAUGAUGAUGAUCGAAUGAAGGAGGUAUUUCAGCUGAUUGUAUCGUCGUUUGAAAACCUAGAUGACAAAUCUAGCCAGUCAUAUGUCAAGAGGGCCUCAAUUCUUGAAACUGUUGCGAAGGUUAGGUCAUGUGUGGUGAUGCUGGAUCUUGAAUGUGAUGCACUGAUAAUUGAGAUGUUCCAGCUCUUCUUCAAGACUAUAAGGGAUUAUCACCCAGAAGAUGUCUUUUCAUCAAUGGAGACCAUCAUGUCCCUUGUCUUAGAAGAAAGUGAAGAUAUUUCUGUGGAAUUACUGUCACUUCUACUAGCUAGUGUGAAAAAGGGGGAUGAGGAAGUUCUACCUGUUGCUCGGAGGUUGGGUGAGGAAGUACUUGAAAGCUGUGCUGCGAAGGUUAAACCUUACCUUAUACAGACUGUGAAGUCUUUGGGCGUAUCUUUAGAUGAAUACAGUGACAUUGUUUGUUCAAUAUGCCAAGAAAUAUCUGGUUCUGUUGAGCAGAAUGAUGUCCAUGCUGGUGAUGAAAAUAAGGUUGAAGAGAGCAAGCCAGUUGGGCCAUCAUCCGAUGCUGCUGCUUCUCAGGUCAAUGAAGAGGAAACAACAGAAGUGGCAACUCCUGAACAAGCCGAACCUGCAAAUGACAAAUGUCCAAAGUCAGCUGCGAGCAAUGGUGUCACACAGAUGGAGGAAGACGACUCCUUAGCAGAUUCAGAUUCCAUGAAGAAGCAGGAGGAUGAUAACAAAACUGAUCAGUUGAAAAGCAUUGAUUUGCCAAGUCAUGCUGAACCUGAUUUUUCAAAUGCUGAAAGGGUAGUAGUAAAUACAGAAAGUGAGGCAGAACAGACAAGCAAGAAGAGUGAGAAGUCUCCAACAAGAUUGGCUGAGCCUUCCGAGAGUUCUCGUGUUGACUCUGAGAAGACAGCUGAGGAACUCCCUGGCAAUAAAAUUCACAGCGAGGAUGUUCCUGGUUCUCCUCAUAAAGAUCAACCUGUUGAGGAAGCAAUAUCUUCUGAGAAUGUAAAAGAAACUGGCAGUCAGCCUCCCUCACCUAAGGCAUUAGAGGGUGAUUCUGUACCUGUUGCUUCCCCAUCUGUUAGUGAAAACCUUCCUGAUGAAAGUUUUUCCAAAAAGGGUGGACGAGCAAAGAAAAAAGAGAUCUUGAACAAACAUUCUGCACCAUCUUCUGAUGAUGUACCAAACAAGUUAUCUGAUGGAACAAGUGAUUCAGAAGCAAAACUGCAUAAAUACUCUGGAAAAGAGGCAUCUGCUGGGACUUCCAGUGAGGAUAAGACACCAAUGAGGACAGAUGCAUCCAAGAAGGAAAGUGACACCACUGGCGAGCCAGAAGCAAAACCACUGAAGCAGUCAUCUAAAAAGGUGGACACAUUGAAGGAAAGCGACACCACUAAUGAACCAGAGGCAAAAGCAAGGAAGCAGUCAUCUAAAAAGGUGGAUGCAUCCAAGAAGGAAAGUGACAUCAGUGGCGAACCAGAGGCUAAACUGCCGAAGCAGUCAUCUAAAAAGGUGGACGCAUCCAAGAAAGACAGCAACACCACUGAUGAAUUGGAGGCAAAAUUGCAGAAGCAAUUAUCUAAAAAGGUGGGCACAUUGAAGGAAAGCAACACCACUAAUGAACCAGAGGCAAAAGCAAGGAAGCAGUCAUCUAAAAAGGUGGACGCAUCCAAGAAGGAAAGCGACACCAGUGGUGAACCAGAGGCUAAACUGCUGAAGCAGUCAUCUAAAAAGGUGGAUGCAUCCAAGAAAGAAAGCAACACCACUGAUGAAUCGGAGGCAAAAUCGCAGAAGCAGUCGUCUAGAAAAGUGGAUGGAAGCAGCAGCAACAACAAUGAUGGAUCAACUUUAAAGCAGUUUGAGGAUAAGAAACGGCAGAGUCAUGGAAAAGCAGUUUCUGAAAAGCAUGUAACCAAAAGUUUGAUGAAAGAUGAUGACAAAGAAAAGACCCAUUCAACCAAGUCAGCUGCAAAAACAGCAAAAGAGGAACAUCACUUAGAGGAGACCCCUGUGACUAGCACCAAGAGGAAGCGUGCUGCUGGUGAUGAAAAAGCACCUGAUAUUAAAGAAUUUGACGAAAAUGUGAUUGGUUCAAAGGUUAAAGUAUGGUGGCCAAAAGAUCGCCAAUUUUAUGAAGGUAAAAUUGUAUCUUUCGACUCGAUUAAGAAGAAGCACAAGGUUUUAUAUACUGAUGGCGAUGAAGAAAUUUUAGUUCUCAAAAGGCAAAAAUUUGAGUUUAUUGGUGAUGACUCUGAGUCAGACAAGGAAGAAGCAGCAGAUCCCUCAAGUCCUGAGACCUCUUCUGAAACCAGGCCCCUGAAGAAGAGAAUGAAAACAAAUUCUGACAAGUCAACUAAGCAAGGAAAGGGGGAUGAUUCCUCAAAAAGGGGUAGUGGAGCUUCAUCCAGCAAAUCCAAAAGUGCUGCAGCAAAAUCAGGAAAGUCGAAGGAAGUCAGUAAAACUGGUGGGAAAUCUGUAGACGACUCUAAAGUUAAGAAAUCAGAUGAUCAUGGCAAAAACAAGGAUCAUACCUCUAAAAGUGGAAGUAAAUCUGAUGUUGCUUCCGAAACUGCCAGCAAAUCCAAAAAUGAUUACUUGGUGACAUCCAAGGCUAGCAAGUCCAAAGAAGAUGAGACAAGCACGCCCAAACCCUCCAAGUCCAAGCAAGAAACCCCGAAGACUGGCAAGUCCAGGCAUGAUACCCCAAAGGUUUCCUCCUCUAAUACCAAAGGUAAAGCCUCAAAAAGUGGUGGCAAAUCUAACAUCAAUGGCGCUGGUAAGUUGAAAUCAGGCUCAUCAAAGGUGAAAGAAAUUGAUGAUGAAGAGACCUCAACAGAUUCAGACAAAGUGCAGCAAAUUGCAAAGGUGAAGAUGGGAAGUUCAUCCAAAGGACAGGGGAGUGAGGCAGCGAAGAGUGGAAAAAAGCGGCGAAGAACUUGAAGUUGACGACUUCUCUCUUCAACUGCUGCAUGAUGCAAGCAAAGUUGUUUCCUGUCCCCAACACAUGGACCUUGAUGGCUCGCUCUCUUUGAUGUCCUAGAGCUGCAUCCACACGGUAGUAAGCCAUGGUUUUGGUAUCUUGCCAUCCUUGACAUGAUUCCUGGGUCAUUGGCUUACAUUAGUGUUUGAUAGUCUAGUUUGGUUUUAGAUGGUAUCUAUGGCUGUUUGGGAAUCUACAGUAGAAUAGAUUGAGGUAGUUUGUUAAAAUAGAUAUGCCUUUAUAGAUAAUGUGUAAUGACAUUGGGAUUGUGAUGCACAAUGUCAUCUUCAAUUCACCAUUGGAUCAUUUAGUCGAUGCGUCA